Macrosiphum euphorbiae (potato aphid) is the source of this 813-nucleotide messenger RNA. The record is from the annotation of a GenBank genome assembly. Lineage: Eukaryota; Metazoa; Arthropoda; Insecta; Hemiptera; Aphididae.
AUGUCAGGUUCUGUAGUAUCUACUCUAAUGAAGCCAUAUUUUCAUAAAGGCCAUAUUAUAUACUUGGAUAAUUGGUACACGUCACCUACCCUUUUUAAAUAUUUAUCACGAAAAAAAACAGGAGGCUGCGGAACAGUGAAAAUUAAUAGGAAGGGAAUGCCCAAGCUGUAUCAGAAAUUAAAGCCGGGAGAAUGUGUAUAUGGCAUUUCAAAAAAGUCUAAGCUUUUAGCUCUAAAAUGGAAAGACAAGAGGGACGUGUUUAUGUUGUCAAGCAUACACAAGCACAAAAUGAAAAUAAUAAACACUCCACGAAAAACUACAUCAAAACCUAACAGCAUACUAGAUUAUAAUAAUAAUAUGGGUUUGGUAGAUAAGAGUGAUAUGAUGAUGAGCUUUAAUGGAACUGUAAGGAAAUCGGUUAAAUGGUAUAAAAAGUUUUUUUUCCAUUUAUUAGAUAUGACUGUUUUAAACUCCGGAAUAAUAUUUAGCGGUUUAAAAAAAGAAAAAUUAAAAUUGCCAGAUUUUCGAAUGAAACUAAUUCAACAAAUCCUCGAAAAUCAUGGUACACCGAAAACAGCUAGAGCACAAAAUGUAUCGUUAAAUAAUCCACUAAGAUUAUCUGCUCGCCAUUUCCCCACACUUAUUGAAUCAGCAGGUAAUAAAAAACCAAGUCAGAAAAAAUGUCAUGUACAUAGUAAUACCAUGUUAGGCACAAGAAGUCGGAAAGAUACCAGAUAUGAGUGUAAGGAUUGUGGUAAAGCUCUGUGUCUCGAUCCAUGUUUCAAAGACUACCACUGUAAAAAAAAGUAUUAA